Molecule: messenger RNA, 715 nt
Organism: Pseudoliparis swirei
Lineage: Eukaryota; Metazoa; Chordata; Actinopteri; Perciformes; Liparidae
Product: C-type isolectin Sp-CL4-like
Exons: 5
Coding region: 79-516 (145 amino acids)
Source: RefSeq, a predicted model, not a curated record
GAACCAGAACACAUCUGUGGUGAGCUUUUUCUCUUCACUGAAGUCUGUGAGGCUCAUCAUUACAUUCUCCCCUCUAGGAUGGAGAGAGUCAUGCAUGUGACUGUGGUAACUGCUGUCCUGCUGGCGGUGGGCAUCCUGAACGCCGUCUCAGCCCAGUCUCACACGGAAGAACUUCAGUCACUUUGUGAUGAUAUCGGAAAUGUUUCUUGUAGUGAGGGAUGGACCCGCGUUGAUGUCCAACACUGUGCUAAAUACUUCCAAACUCCAAAGUCCUUCGAUGACGCACAGGAACACUGCAACAGCACCGACAGUGUGCUGGUGGCAUUCAACACUCCAGAAGAGAUGAUGAAAGCCUCUUGUGUCACUUUACAUGACAACCCUGAUCUUGACUCCUUCCUGAUUGGAGUCAUAAGAUCCGCGGAGAAGUCCAUGGACGAUGAUGGAUUUGAUCUGAGUUUGAUCCAUGGUACCCUGGUCAGACGGACGAUGAUGGUGGAGAAGUCAACUGCGUUGUGAUGAACCCGGAAGACUGGGGACUCUGGAAAGAUGAUGACUGCGAAGAUCAGCAACAUUUCAUGUGCAUCAAGACAAUGUAAUCAUCACCUGCUGCCGUUUGCUUUCACAUGUGCUGCUGGUGGACCAGUCUCUUUCAUGAUAACCUGAAACACACAAGCUUCUUAACUUUACUGCAAUAAACGCUUCAGCAUACAAGUUC